Lactuca saligna is the source of this 2616-nucleotide messenger RNA. Lineage: Eukaryota; Viridiplantae; Streptophyta; Magnoliopsida; Asterales; Asteraceae. The record is from the annotation of a GenBank genome assembly.
AUGGUGUUAACGUUAUGGUCACUUCGUUCCAAACACACUAAAGCAUCAAAUUAUGAUUUGGAAAGGAUAUACCAGGGAAUAAGCAACUAUUUCACUCUGAAAAUCCAUCAUGGUGGGAUAUUCACGAAAAGCCCUGGGAGAAGGUACGUAGAUGGAACAAUAGACUAUGUUGACUUCGUAGAUAUUGACGUUUUCUCUGUGCAUGAGUUGGAUACAAUGGUUCGAGAAAUAGGGUACGUAGAAGGGCAAACUUUGUAUUAUCAUUUUCUUAUUCCAGAAGUAGAGUUGGACUUUGGUCUGUUACCUCUAGGAAAUGAUGGGGAUGUGCAUGUAUUGUCAAAUUAUGUGGAAAAAAAUAACCUUUUAAGUAUCUACAUAGAGCAUGGGCAUACAAGGGUUAACAGUUAUUUUUUGUCCCCCACCAAGGUUAUUAUUGAGGAGUUGGUUACUGAUGUAUCCCCUGAACUAGAUAGGAACCAAAAGAAGGGAAAAGUUGUUGGGUCUUCUAGGAAAAAAUUAGACUACUCCCAGUCCAUUGUUCCAUAUGGAACAUUUGAUGGACCUUCACAAGUGAUAAAGGAUAGUGAGCCAGUUAUGGAUGAUGAGCCAGUUAUGACUGAUGAGCCAGUUUUGAAUGAUGAACCAGUUAUGAAUGAUGAACCAGAUUUAAAUGAUGAACCAGUUAUGAAUGAUGUACCUGUUAUGAAUGAUGUGCCAAUCAUAGAUGACCAAUAUGAUGAGCCAGUUAUGAAUAAUGAUCCAGUUGUAGAUGAUGAAUAUGAUUGUGAGGAUAGUGCAGAUGAAAGUGAUUUUGAUAGUCAGCAUGAUGCAAAAAAAAUAGUGUUUGAUGAGGAACCUUUGAUAGAUGAUGUGGAGGUGAACAUGAUCAACUUCUGUAGUGUACUUGAUGAAGACAUUGACUUGGGCCAGCUUGAUCCGACAAACAAUAAUACUAAAGAACAUGAAGACAUUGAAGAUGAACGUUUAGAAGUCUUAGACAAUGAUGUAUUUGAGUCAUUUGCUAGUGAAAAAGAGCCUAGGAAGAAAUUGUUAAGGUCCAUUCUAAAACCAGUUGCUUGUUCAUCUGGUGAGGUUCACACUAAAGCUUUUAAGAUUGGUCAGACGUUCAAGGAAAAGGAAAAAAUAAGAGAAGUUAUUGCCAACUACUCUGUAAAAGAAAGGAGGGAUCUACAUUAUGUAAAGAAUGACAAGACAAGAGUUAGGGUAAAGUGUAGGGGUAUUGUUCCUGAAUUGACUGGUGACAAUGAGAAACAACUUUGGACUGUCAAAACAUACGAAGAUUCUCAUUCUUGUUUGCAAACAAGGACAGUGAGGGCUUGUUCAUCUAAGUUUCUAGCUAACAACAUAUUGCAUCAAGUUGAAAGUAACCCCAAGAUCCCUACACGUGCUUUACGAGAGGAGUUAGUACAGAGGUAUUCACUUUCAAUAUCAAAGAUGAAAGUAUUUUGGGCCAAAGCUAUGGCAAAACAAUAUGUUUAUGGUGAUUAUGAAAAGCAGUACGGUGUUUUGAGAGAAUAUGCCAUGGAAUUGAAGUCAAAGAAUCCAGGAACAACUGUGAAGAUAGAUGUCGAAACUGAACCCAAUGUGUCUUCUGAGACAAGGAUCUUCAAACGGAUAUAUAUAUGCUUAGGUCCAUUGAAGGAGGGAUUUAAAAAAGGUUUGAGGGAUUUUCUUGGAUUUGAUGGUACGUUUUUGAAGGGUCCCUUUCCAGGACAAAUUCUUACUGCAGUUGGGCUUGAUUCGAACAAUGGCAUUUACCCAGUUGCAUAUGCCAUUGUAGAGACUGAAAAUAUUAACUCUUGGACAUGGUUUUUGGAACACUUGGGUGAUGACUUAGAUUUGAAUUCUUCAUCUAACUUCACUUUCAUUUCAGAUCGGCAAAAGGGAAUCUUGGCUGCAAUAGAGAAGUUAUUUCCAUCAGCUGAGCAAAGGGCUAUGGAGAAACUGAAAAAGCUUAACCCAGAAGCACAUGAGUGUUUAAGUAAAAUUCCUGCAAAACACUGGGCAAGAUCCCAUUUCUCUCUGGUAUUUAACUCCAAGCUAGAUGAGGCAAGGGACAAGCCUAUAAUCACUUGUUUGGAAUAUAUUAGAGAAUACCUCACAAAGAGAAUAGUAAAUGUUCAUAAGGUGCUAGACAAAUGCAAAGGUUCUCUAAGUACAACUGCAACAACAAUCUUAGAAAACAAUAAGACAGAGGCAAGUAAGAUGAGGGUUCUAUUUAAUGGAGCUGAUAAAUAUCAAGUGACUGGUCUAUGGAUGGAGCAGUAUGUUGUGAAUUUGAAAGAGAGGAGUUGCACUUGCAGGAAAUGGGACAUUACAGGUAUUCCAUGCCAGCAUGCUAUUGCUGCAAUGUAUGAUAAGAUGCAGAAUGGGUCAGAAUGUGGAGAUCCUGAGGCUUGGGUGAGCAAAUGUUACUGGCUCAGUACAUGGAAUGCUAUGUACCAACACACAAUUGACCCAAUAAAUGGAAGGAGCAUGUGGCCUAGAUCUGAUUGUCCAACAACCCUUCUCCCACCCAAACAUCACAAACAGGUUGUGAGGCCAAAGAAAAAAAGGAAGAGGCAGUUGAUGAGCCAACUCAAAGUACCAAGUUAA